Molecule: messenger RNA, 2043 nt
Organism: Talaromyces rugulosus
Lineage: Eukaryota; Fungi; Ascomycota; Eurotiomycetes; Eurotiales; Trichocomaceae
Exons: 1
Coding region: 1-2043 (680 amino acids)
Source: RefSeq, a predicted model, not a curated record
AUGGAGGCCAGAAACGAUAUCCCUCUUCGAUCUGUCUCGCCGGUCUCGCCGGUCUCGCGAGAGACGCUCUUUCAUGAAGCCAAUAACACAUAUCAUUCCGAUGAACAUGAAAUACCGUCGUAUGACGCAACAAGGGGGGAUGCGCUUCCACCUUACGAGCGGAGAAAUCUGGUCAAAUUGGACUCUACGCCGCUAAGUCGGAAUAUCUAUAUCCUGAUUCCUACUGCAAUUUACACGUGCAUGGCCCUCUAUUCCUGGGUGACCUUCUGCCUUCUUUCGCAGGCAGGCGACUUAGUUACCAAUGAGCAUAACACCAAGCUCACUCAAUACAAAGCCGCACGCGUCUUCCAAAUCAUUACAAGCGUCGCAACAAUUCCGAUUAUUUCCCUCGUUUGCGCGUGGGCUUCUGCUGUCUAUGUGCAAAACCAGCGUGAUGCUCACAGUCUACGUUUGCGCCAGGUCAUGACCCUAGCAGAUCGUGGUUGGAUGAAUCCUCUCACCUGGUGUCGUUUGCUGUUCCACCCUUCCGGAUUUAAGCGCUAUGGCAGUGCGCUACUCGUCCUGGCUAUCUUUAUGCAUAUUAUCGGCGCGAUUACUUAUCCGAUUCAGUCUCUAUUUCUCUCACAUCGCCUUGUCUAUGUUGAGCCAGUUAAAGGGUGGGGUGACCACAAUUAUUAUCCCAGCCAAUUGUCGGGGAAAAGCAUACAACAAUUCCUGGGCGAGCCUGUCUCUAUAACCCCCAUUUUGUCAUUGCGUAAUGCGCUACAAGUAGACGGGAUAAAUGGCUUCCAGAGCCAGCUCUGGGGGGAUACCGGUGUGCUGAGCGAGAUCAACCCCGACACCAACUGGUUUUCAGAGCUACCUAACAAUUUCAGCACUGGCCUAUACCCUGACCAAUAUAUUCCGAGAGUAAACUCUUCCGUCAGCAUUCAGAAUAUGACAGCGGGUGAAUUUCCAUCCAAUUGCUCCGAAAUGCAAGACUGGUUCUACGCUUUUUAUACGUACCCCAAUAGCUAUCUGAACUUGACCCUGGAAGUUUGCUUGCCGGUAAACGGGUCUCAGUCUCCAUGGAAGGGCACUGACGGGCGCCAGGACUUUUCCGAGGUGUUAUAUGUUAACCCAAAUUUCCAAAACUUAGCACACGGUUUUGUCAACGCCACUCCCUUCAUAGUCACUAUGAACACGACCGCAGGUGCAUUCAAGUUGCCAAGUAUCAUGACAAAUCAGGAAUCGGGUCCACUAGAUGCGAACUCGUCGCUAUGCUUGGGCUAUCUCUGCAACGGGAGGGGAUAUCCUCGCCAGGACGUUAACCGCUUUGAAGCAGCUCUUCCGGGCCCCCUUACCAUGAUAGCUCUGGCCCUUUUUGGACCCGGCUCAUUUACCGACACGCAACAAAAUGCGACCGAUACCAAUUACCUUCAUACGAACGACACUGGAUGGAACCAGUAUUUUGACAGAGUAUCGUAUUAUGAACCAAUUCCACUCGAAAAUCUGGGACUCAAACCACCCAUUGAGGGCAACCUUGCAAUCGAAACAUUGAUGAUGGCCUUUUCUUACAACCAAAACCUGGAAGCCACCACUUCAGCCUUCACACAGGCCAGCUUUUUAGCCAUCAAAGCCAUGUUUGACUCUUAUUCUUAUGGCCAUUUCACGAUAUUUUACAGUUCUUCUGCCAUAGAACAGAUAUCUAUUCCGUCAAUGCCCCUCGGAGGUCUGAUCGCCGGCUCUAUACUGUUGGCACUGUAUAUCAUCCCAUUGCUGUGCCUGGCACUCUAUUCUGCAGCCACCCCUCGCUGGACCCAUACCCUGGACGCCUUUACCAUGUUACGUAUGGGCGCCGCGUUUGGUCAGGAACAUCUACCAUUCCUCGUUGGAAAGAGUACGAGAGGAAUCACGGCCCUGGACGACUUACCUGGCGUGGUCAGGGAUAUCUCGGGCCCAGAUGAUAAAGUCAGACAAUUGGCGCUUGGUGUUGGGGGGGCGCCUCUGCAAGCAUCGAAACACUACUUGGCUUAUCCAGGAAAUGACCAUCGCCGCCUAUAA